This is a messenger RNA of Anneissia japonica, 3931 nucleotides long. Its product is annotated as solute carrier family 22 member 15-like. The coding region runs from base 177 to 1643 and encodes 488 amino acids. Lineage: Eukaryota; Metazoa; Echinodermata; Crinoidea; Comatulida; Comatulidae. Gene Ontology annotation, molecular function: transmembrane transporter activity. The transcript has 11 exons. Gene Ontology annotation, cellular component: membrane. The record is from RefSeq and is a predicted model, not a curated record. Gene Ontology annotation, biological process: transmembrane transport.
AUUCUUUCAGAUCUACUACAAGUCGUAUAGUUUUGAAGCAUGUUGUUUGGGUUCACUGUUCCCUAGUCCUAUGUUGCCUACUAUACCACCACCACCGCCGCCAGGACAACAUACUGUGCCAAGGGAAAACGUAACAUACUCUGGACUAUAGGUUAAGAAUUUAAAACCAAUACCAAAUGGAUUUCGACACAGCACUGUCCAAAGUUGGAGAGCUUGGACUCGCUCAAAUCGUCACUUUUAUUCUGGUUACAUCCAUGAAUUUCCUGCUAGCGUUCCAGCAAGUUAACCUAGCUUUCAUAGCCAAGGAACCGUCAUUCUACUGCACCAAACCGUACAAGGCCCACGGUGAUGAGGUUUGCCACCUGGAAGGCCUGUGUGAAGAUAUUCAGUUUGGAGAUGAAUUUACAUCCAUAGUGUCUGAGUUUAAACUUAUAUGUGGUGAAAGCUACAAAACCAGUUUGGUUCAGUCCAUUUAUAUGAUAGGGGUGUUAUUUGGUGGUCUAAUAUGGGGCCCAAAAUCAGAUGCUAUUGGAAGGAAGAAAACGCUGAUGGCUGGUGUUAUCCUCUUAGUUCUUACCUCCAUCCUAAGUGGUUUCACCCAAUCUUAUCUACAGUUUGCAUUUCUCAAGUUUAUUAAUGGUGCUGCAGUAGGUGGAACAGGAUUGGUUAUUUUUGUGUAUUCAACAGAAAACAUUGGUGCCUCAUACAGAGUGUUUGCAGGGACUCUAGUACAAGUAGUAUUUGCACUAGGAAUUUCAGGUUGUGCAGGUGUUGCGUAUUACGUACGUGAUUGGCGGAAUCUGACCUUCAUCACUGGAAUCCCCUUCCUCUUCUAUCUCCCGGUAUUUUGGGUUCUACCCGAGUCGCCACGGUGGUUGGCUUCCAAGGGCAAGUUAAACCAAGCAGAAGCGCUGCUUUUCAAGAUGGCUUUACGGAACAAGAAAGAAGUUCUUAGGAAGGAGAUUGCACUCGCAAGGCCACCCAAGGAAAAGAAGAAAGAACACCAAGAUAAAGCUAAGUCCGUCAGCUACUUGGAUUUUUUUAGGACGCCCAAUAUACGGCAGAGGAUGCUGGUGCAGAUUUUUACCUGGUUUGGGUGUAGCAUGGUGUACCUAGGCUUGACUAUGGGAGCUGGUGACAUUGGUAGUAAUGCCUAUGUCAGUGUAGCACUGUCAGGCCUCGCUGAGCUUCCUGCAUAUGUGGCUUGUAUUCUCCUUCUUGAUGUAAUUGGUCGUCGUAUAAUGUUAAGCGGAUGCACAAUAUUAGGUGGAUUAGCUUGUAUGCUGCUUCUUUUCAUUCCAGAUAAUGCAGGUAGCAAUGCUGAAAUGCUACAGACUGCCUUAGCUCUCAUAGGUAAAAUUGGUGUGUCAGCGUCUUUUAAUGUUGUUUACAUUUAUUCAAGCGAGUUGGCACCAACAUCAGCAAGGAGUAGUGCACUUGCUCUGUGUACCAUGUCAGCCAGGAUAGGGGGCGCUCUUGCCCCUUCCGUGGCACCAUACGGUAAAUACGUGAUGUUCCAAGUGUUUGGAUUACUUUCCUUAACCGCUGGGAUAUCUUCUCUUCUGCUCCCGGAAACAUUGAAUCAGGCAUUACCAGACACUAUUGAAGAUAUUGAGAACUACUCGACCAAGAAAACACAAUGACAUCACGCGGACUCUUUCACCAAAGAACAAAUAAAUGUGUAAAAAAACCAGAGGUAAUCCCUAGUACAUGUUUAGUUCCAUUCCUUAAUUCAUUCCUGGAUAACAUGUGUCGUUUUAAACAAAUUUGCAAUAUUUUGGGGUUCCAUUAUAACGUUCUUAGAUAGCACAUUCUGUUACUUUUGGUGAAAGAGUUCUGAUAGGUAGAGUUAUAUUAUUUUCUUAAAUUGCAUAAUUUUGCACUGAGAAAUGUAUUUAAAUGAUAUUUAUAUCAUCUGCAAUGCACUGUGUAUAUCAGUUUAUAUAUUUUUGUACGUUACAAGAAAUCUUUAUUAAUUCCAUAAUUGUAAAUUACAUUAAAAUAGGAUUUAUAAAUUAUCGUGAGUUUAAAUUGUAGAAUUUCAGUCUGUAAAUGUGUAUUUACUUAUAGAAUCUAGAAUAUAGUACUUGAAUAUUUUGUUACUAUUACUGUAACUUUUACGCAUUUGACCUAUCAGUAGCAUUCCAGCGAGGCAGUGGUGGCACCAGCGAGAGAAGGGGACAUUUCCCCUCCGUAGGACAGGCCUAGAUCCCUAUCGUCUGACGCAUGACUAGGCCGUCGGAUCAAAAAUAUAAAAAAUAAUAAUUUGCCUCUCCAAUUAAUGUUAUUAAUUCCUAAUAUUGUGGUUUAAAAGCACCUUUUAAGACCAUACUAAGCCAUAGAAACUCACCUGGUGAACCCAAAAAGGGAAUUUUUAUUCUGACCCGCCGACCGAGGCCUUGUUGGCCCCAUGGCUCGGACCCCUUGUCAGCAAAUUUCUGGUGCCACAGCUGCUCGAGGCCUGUGGUCAACAUAAUGUUGGAGGUACUUCCAUAUCAGUAAAGUAUUCUACAUUAAAAUCAGGAAUUACACUUUUUUAAAUUUGCUUAGUUUUGGGUGUCUUCUAAUGGAAAAGUAAUGUCGAGACUCGGAGAUUUAUAUUUAUAGUCUUCCAGGCUGUUUUCGCUUUAUGUAUGCACAUGCAAUUAUGUCAUAUUUGAUCACGUUUUACCAGUGAACUGGAUUGACACCUUGCUUCUCAUUAUUACUACCCACUUGGGAGGAUGAUCAUGUCAUCCCUUCAGGCAGCUUUUGGGUUUAGUGCUGCUCAGUAUAUCUAUCAUAAACAGGAACUGCCUGGAAAGAUUGUAUUAAAUGUUUUGUAUUCAGGAGCUACUAGUCAUACAUCUAGUCCCUUUUAGUCAUGUUUGAAUUGUACUUUCGGCGCUCAGGAUUUGAUUUUUCCCUGACGACCUUUGCUAACAUUUCCCUUGCAGGGGUCAAGCGGGGUCCAGAGGUCCGUGGGGGUGGUCUAGAGGUCCACUGGGCCCCCUGCUAGCGCCGCCCCAGAAAGCUACCUGGGAGGAUGACAAGCAAAUCAUUCUUUCAGACUGUUAAUGUAACACACACCCAGCCAGAAGCUGCCUGGACGGAAUAAAAAUUGAUUGGAUCAUCCUCCCAGGCUUGUGUCAGUCCAGGUCCACUAUAGUAUUGAAUUAUUAAUCAGUGUUUUAUCAAAAUUAAAGUUUUCCUAGAUUUUACAACAGUACAUUUAAAACACCCAUCAUAAUGUUUAGACCGUUACUACUUGACAUGGACAUUAUUUAACUGAUACUAUUUUAACUAGUACUUGUACAAAUUAAUUUUUAAUGUCCUAUUCUAUCAGAUUCAGAACAAGAACAAGAUUACAAUUAUAGCAUUAACAUAAGACCUAAGGGCAGUAAUUUAUAGAAUAUUAAAAUGUUGAAUAAAGAGGUCUUGCUAUUUACUGAUGAUUGUAAAAUUUGAAUAAAUACUAAAUACAUUAAAUAAAUGCUACUGUUUAGCUAGUAUUUACAUAUACUGCUACUAGCGGACUAGUAAUUAUAUAGCUGGUGCUAUUUACUGUAUGCUACCAAAUAAUGUAUACUAUAUAACCCAGUACUUAUUUAAUUGCUGAUAUUUAACUACUACCUCUACAUAUAUUAUUGCUGCUGCUAUUAUUUGUCUAAUAGUAUUACUUAUAUAACUGCUACUAUUUAACUAGAUAUAACUGCUGCUAUUUAAUACUAUUUUAACAGUACUUCAACCUAAUUAGACUUAAUUUUAUAAUUCCUAUUGUAUUUAUUUAAAUUUGACUAGAAACACUACAUUUUAUCUAUGUAAAAUUUAUGUAUUUAUUACGUCAGAUUUAAUUAGCAUGCAACAUUGGUUUUAUUAUUAAGUUAUACAUUUAAGUUUACUGUCAUUGUAAAGAUUGCAAAAAUAAAGACUGGCAGCGGUGAGAUUCGAA